Molecule: messenger RNA, 1649 nt
Organism: Lagopus leucura (white-tailed ptarmigan)
Lineage: Eukaryota; Metazoa; Chordata; Aves; Galliformes; Phasianidae
Product: 2'-5'-oligoadenylate synthase 1-like
Exons: 6
Coding region: 27-1580 (517 amino acids)
Biological process (GO): negative regulation of viral genome replication; defense response to virus; regulation of ribonuclease activity
Cellular component (GO): nucleoplasm; cytosol; membrane
Molecular function (GO): 2'-5'-oligoadenylate synthetase activity; protein binding; double-stranded RNA binding
Source: RefSeq, a predicted model, not a curated record
GGCGGCGUCGGGGCGCAGUGAGCGGGAUGGAGCUGGGUGCGAGGUUGGCGAUGGGGCUGGAGAGCGUGAGACAGCGCGAGCUGGAUGGCUGGGUGGCCGCCCAUCUGCAACCCAGCCCGGAAUUCAGCACGGCGGUGAGGCAGACGGUGAAGGACAUCUGCGACUUCCUCAAGGAGCGCUGCUUCGAGGGCAUCCGCGUACUCAAGACCGUCAAGGGCGGCUCGGCGGGGAAGGGCACGGCGCUGCGCAACAACUCGGAUGCCGAUGUGGUGCUCUUCGUCAACUGCUUCUCCAGCUACCAGGAGCAGGAGGAGCAGCGGGGCCGCAUCCUCGCCAUCAUCGAGAGGCGGCUCUACGAGUGUCCCCCGGCGUCGUCCAGUGUCAGAAUCAGCACUCCGUGCUACAAGGACAGCCGGGACAGACCGCGCUCCCUCAGCCUCACCCUCUCCUCCUACACCUCCGGCGAGUCCAUCGACGUCGACAUCCUGCCUGCCUACGAUGUGCUGGGGCAGGUGAUUGAGGAUGCCCGCCCACACCCCGAGGUCUAUGUGAAGCUGUUGGCCACGUGCUGUGGCCCUGGCGAUUUCUCCCCCAGCUUCACAGAACUGCAGAAGAACUUUGUGAAGUGGCGCCCUGCUAAGCUGAAGGACCUGGUGCGCCUGGUCAAGCACUGGUACAAGCAAGUGCUGAAGCCGCAGUACCCCAAUGCUAAGCUGCCCCCCAAGUAUGCGCUGGAGCUGCUGACCAUCUAUGCCUGGGAGGAGGGCACAGACAGGGAGGACUUCAGCAUGGCCGAGGGCUUCUGCACUGUGCUGGAGCUGCUUGGCCGGUACCAGGACAUCUGUAUUUACUGGGAGAAGUACUAUUCCCUGCAGGAUGAAAGGAUCGGUGCCUACCUGAAGAAGCAGCUGUGCCAGCCCCGCCCUGUCAUUCUGGAUCCUGCUGACCCCACUGGCAUCCUGGGCCAAGACAAGAGCUGGGACUUGGUGGCCAAGGAGGCAGCCCGGAGCCGUCAUUCACUGCCCUGCGUCAAUGCUACCCGCUCCUGGGAUGUGCAGCCUGCCCGAUCUGUGACGGUGCAAGUGAAGCAGUUGCAGGGCAUCAGCCUGAGCAGGAAAGUCAGACCCAGCACCCAAGUCUGGGAGCUGAAGAGGGAGAUAGAGAAGGAGUGGGGCAUCCCCUGCUACCAGCAGCGCCUGGCCCUGCAGCAGAACUUCAGCAACUGCCCCAGUGUGCUGCAGGAUGGGGACAGCCUGGCCACCCAUGGCCUUUUCUACGACGUCACGUUGCUGCUGCUGCACACAGAGCCCCAGCAGAUGGAUGUCCUGGUGAAGGACAGCAACAACAAGACCACUGUCUACACCGUACGGCCCAGCGACACCGUGCGGCAGCUGAAGCAGCAGAUCUGUGCACGGCAGGGCCUGGCUGUGGAGCAGCAGCGCCUGACCUACGAGACCAGGGAGCUGGAGAACAACCACAGGCUGGAGCACUACGGCGUGCAGCCCCACAGCACCAUCUACCUGCUGCUGCGGCUGCGGGGUGGUGCGGGACUCCUUCCCCGAUGGUUUGUGCCCUCCUGAGCUACCCUAAUCCCCAGCCUGCAGCCCUGCCCCAAGCCUGGGAAUAAAACCUUGUGAAACAUUCUCGUA